GAGUCCUUUCCAUCAGCGCGCGCGGACAGUACCGUUCAGGGUUCCGGUAACAGCAGUUUGUGUGAAUCCUUCCGUCCUCUUUAACUCUACAGGGAGGCGGAAAACUCCGAACAGUACCAGAACUAAACAACAGAUUUUUGUUUUUCCUGCCGUUUACUGGGCUAGUGAGGGAUUCGGACGUAGUCAUGGAGACCCUCGAGACCGCGACCGUUGGUGACGCUUUAACCUGAAACCCUCCCCCGUUCAUUUCCCGGCGCGUCUCCCAUCGUAACAUGAUCCAGAAGGUAGUGUUUCACCUGCUCCGGCUCAGAGGACGACUCCAUUAGUUCCAAACCGACUGGAACUGCUCGUUCAGGACACCUGAGAUGGCCAACGUCAUGGACUCGGCUCAGUUAGACCCGGGUGGUUCGGUACUAGAGCAGCUGGGUUUGGACCCGAACUCGGAUUUCUCAGACUCGGGUGUGCAGCAGCGUCUGGAGGAGCAGCGUGAGAGAAUCCGCAGAGAGAUCCGCAAAGAACUGAAGAUCAAAGAGGGAGCGGAGAACCUACGGCGCGCCAUCAGUGACAAACGCAACGCACACCAGGUGGAGAACCAGUUACGCUCCUCCAAACGCAGACUGGAUGCUCUACACACACAGCUGCAAGAGCUCGACGCACACAUCAUGGUGAAGGGACCGGAUGACAGCAAGGACGACCUCCCGCAUCCGGGGACCAUGGGCCGAUCGUCAGCCAAUCAGGAGCGCAUCAUGGCUCUGGAACGGCAGCUCAACAUCGAGCUGAAGGUCAAACAGGGAGCAGAGAACAUGAUCCCGAUCUACGCCAACGGAGUCACUAAGGACAAGAAGCUGCUGCAGGCUACACAGCAGAUGCUGCAGGACAGCAAGACCAAGAUCGACAUCAUCCGCAUGCAGAUCCACAAAGCCAAGCAGGCCACAGAGCACACGACCGACACGCAGGAUAAUCCAGAUCUGUGUGGUGUGGAGUUGAGGAUUGAGGAGCUGUGGCAUCACUACCGUGUGGAGCAUGCCAUGGCUGAAGGAGCCAAGAACAUGCUGAGACUGCUGGGAGCAGGAAAAGCUCAGGACAAGAAGGCUAUCACAGAGGCUCAGGGCAGGCUCACGGAGGCGUCCCAGAGGCUGGAUUUGCUGAAGGAGUCUCUGGAGCAGAGGCUGCGUGAGUUGCCGGAGGAUCAUCCUAAAGCGUGUCUCAUUAAAGAGGAACUCAUCCUGGCGUCCUCCUCUGCGUUCAGCGGCCGAAACAGCACCCCCUACGUACACAACCAGUACAGCACGCUCAGCAAACCAUCCCCACUCACAGGCAGUCUGCAGGUGCACUUGUUGGGGUGUGUAGGUCUGCUGGACAUGGUCCCUGGUCGCAACAGGAGCUCAGCCGUGGUGUUGCCGAAUUUCAGCCCCGGUGACGGGCGAUCCUUCAAACUCAGCAGCCUGAGCCUCAAAAUGCCCAGCAAGACUGAGGAGCUUUCCUCCGAGGUGAGUGCAGUGUUAAAGCUGGAGAACACCGUGGUGGGUCAGACGAGCUGGAGGACGGUGGGAGACCAGGCCUGGGACCAGAGCUUCACUAUCGAACUGGAGAGGUCCAGGGAGAUGGAGAUUGCAGUGUACUGGAGAGAUUAUCGUUCUCUCUGCGCGCUCAAGUACCUCAAACUGGAGGAUUUUCUGGACAAUGAGAGACACAGGAUACACCUAGAGCUGGAGCCACAGGGCUUACUGCUAGCUGAGGUCACGUUCUUUAACCCCGUAAUAGAGAGAGGCCCCCGACUCCAGAGGCAAAAGAAGAUCUUCUCCAAACAGCAUGGGAAAGCUUUCCUGAAAGCUAAGCAGAUGAACGUGGACAUCGCCACCUGGGUGCGCCUGCUGAAGAACGCCAUCCCAACCAGCACCUCCACCAACAGCUACUCACACAACUCACACACACACCACGCAGGAGUAAUCCCAGAAGAUAAAAUAGGCGUGGAGAGUGCAUCUCCUCCAAGGUCUGAGAGCCUGAAGAGAGAGGUCUCAGAUGCAGUCUCUCCCCCUGAUGUAGCACCAGAGCGGUCGGGCAGGCGCAGUUCCCACAAUUCCCAGCGCAGGCCGAGCAGAGGGCCGCUAUGUCUUCAGGAUUUUCGGCUCAUUGCCGUGUUGGGAAGAGGGCAUUUUGGCAAGGUGUUACUGUCUGAGCACAAGAACUCCAAGACGCUGUUCGCCAUCAAAGCCCUGAAGAAGGGAGACAUUAUCGCCCGAGACGAGGUGGAGAGCCUGCUGUGUGAGAAGCGGAUCUUUGAGACGGUGACCGGUUCACACCACCCGUUCCUGGUGAACCUGUUUGCGUGCUUCCAGACACCAGAGCACGUGUGUUUCGUCAUGGAGUACACGGCCGGAGGAGACCUCAUGAUGCACAUCCACGCUGACGUCUUCUCCGAGCCGCGCUCCGUGUUCUAUGCUGCUUGUGUGGUUUUGGGCCUACAAUUUCUUCAUGACAAUAAGAUUGUGUACAGGGAUCUGAAGCUGGAUAACUUGCUGCUAGACACUGAAGGCUUUGUGAAGAUCGCUGACUUCGGUCUCUGUAAAGAAGGGAUGGGGUAUGGGGACAGGACCAGUACGUUCUGUGGUACUCCAGAGUUUUUGGCCCCGGAGGUUCUGACUGAUACGUCCUACACUCGAGUGGUGGACUGGUGGGGGCUCGGGGUGCUCAUCUACGAGAUGCUGGUUGGAGAGUCUCCAUUCCCAGGUGAUGACGAGGAGGAGGUGUUUGACAGUAUUGUCAACGAUGAAGUACGUUACCCACGAUUCCUGUCCACAGAGGCCAUUAGCUUAAUGAGACGGUUGCUAAGGAGAAACCCUGAUAAGAGGCUGGGCUCCAGUGAAAAAGAUGCAGAAGACGUGAAGAAGCAGCCGUUCUUUAGGGAUGUGGACUGGGAGGCGCUGCUGCAGAGGAAUGUGGUCCCUCCCUUUGUGCCCUCAUUAGGAGGGGAGGAGGACGUGAGUAACUUUGACGCGGAGUUCACGAGGGAGGUGCCCAAUCUCACUCCUCCUCGCGAACCCAGGACCCUGUCACGCAAAGACCAGGACUGUUUCAAAGACUUCGACUACGUCUCGGACCUGUGCUAGGGUGCGGAGAAGCAGGGCUGAAGAACCACGACCGUACGCUGACCACAUACUGUGACUGGGAGAUUUGGGCUGUGUUCCAAUCCUCCUCGGAUACUUUCCAGAUGCUCCCUUCUCUCUGUACAAGGCUGCACAAAAUAAGGGAGGAUCGGGUCAGCGGCUCAGAAAUGUGAAGGAGGCAAAACAACACGUGACGUGUGCAUCAGUGUGACACUGCGGGGACGAGAGAGAGGACAGGAGAGGAAUUUAGGCUAACAAUUUACAUCACAUCAAGAUCACAAACUAUUCAGGUAUAUAGAAUAAGAGAGAGAGCUGCAUGAGGAUCAACUCAUCCCCAUCCCCAACCUCCAUGUUCUCCAACCUCACACUGUCUCAUUAAAUAACGUUAUCUCGUCAGACUUACAGAUGAUUUCUUUACCUUCACUCUUAUGUAUCAGUCACCGGACUGCACAAAGCAGAAAUGUCAAAUAUUUGACCUUGAAAUUCGGAACCCUAUUUUGUCCUGCCGGUCAGGACGUCCGUGUAGCGCAAACACAAGGUCAGUGUUAUUUUCACUAAUAAUCCCGUCCCAGUUCUUCUACUUAAAAAGGCUAGUGACUCAAACAAAGAGCUGAGUUUCUGCUCACGAGCAGCUUAAACAGAAUCCGAUCGUACGUUUAGAACCGUUAUAUAACCGUAUACGCGUAUGAAAUUCCUCUUUUUCUUUAUAGCGUGCUCACUAAAUCAAGGUUCUUCACGUAAGUCGCUCUGUUAUGAAGUCCUCGGAUUAAUUGGUGGUAAAUUUGGUGUCUCUGGAGGUGUAAAGUGUUUAAAGUCGUGCCACAGCCUCUGUUCAAAACGGAGACUGAACGCCACCAGAUUAAGAGAAUCCGACGGAUUAGACGGACAGAAAUAAAGCGAAAACGCAGGCAGAAGUGUACCGAGCGUGAACACGGUAGCUACUCUACAUCCUGAGCGAGCUUUAUGAUGACGAUUUGUUGUAGAGACGAAUCGGGUCCCUUCAGGUUUCCACACCAAUGAAUAAGCCAAUCAGCAGCUGAUCAUGCGUUCAUAUCUCUAAUAUAUCAUCCCUUUCAGCGCACACAGGAGCGAGCUGUCCUGGUCCCGUGCAGCUCUCGAUGUAGUCUAACGUGCCUCCAUUUACUGCCUCACAUCCAGAACUCGGCUUGUCCUUCCUCUCUUCUCCACUGUCACUGUCAUCCGUUUCAGCUCAGGAUGUUGGGCUUAGUGCUGCCACACACAAACACACACACACACACACACACACACACACACCACAGGAGGGAGCCAGAAUACACUUUAUCUCAUAACAUUAACAAUGCUCAGAUGUGACCCUGACCAGUAUGGGGACCCUAAAGAAAGAAGAAAGAAGAAAGAAAGGGGGGGGGGGGGGGGGCUUCAUUUUCUUUGUUAAAAAAAAAAAAGUGACAAGUUUCGUCUGUCAGCUGUGAUGUCAUAACCUCAUCUGGAUCAUUGUCUUUAACUUUAAAAAAUAAAUUAAAAUAAAGACUAUAAAUGUA
Molecule: messenger RNA, 4627 nt
Organism: Ictalurus punctatus (channel catfish)
Lineage: Eukaryota; Metazoa; Chordata; Actinopteri; Siluriformes; Ictaluridae
Gene: pkn1b
Product: protein kinase N1b
Exons: 23
Coding region: 366-3110 (914 amino acids)
Biological process (GO): protein phosphorylation; signal transduction
Molecular function (GO): protein serine/threonine kinase activity; small GTPase binding; ATP binding
Source: RefSeq, a predicted model, not a curated record